AUGUGUUUCAACUACAAAAAAUUCUACUCUAAAGUCUUGUUUGCUGCUGCGGACGCAAAUUACCGAUUUUUAAUGGUUGAUAUUGGCCGGGAAGGGUCAUCCUCGGAUUCUGGGAUUCUGGAUACGUCACCCAUCGACAAAUUCAUAGAAAACGCUUCGUCGUACCUUCUUCAACCAGCACGUUUAUCAAACGGUGUUGAACUACCAUACGUUUUCUUAGGAGAUGAAGCAUUUCAGUUGCAGCCUAAUCUCAUGAGACCCUUCCCAGGAAAGUACACUACGAAGGAAUGCAGAAUUUUUAAUUAUCGGCUAUCCAGAGCUAGACUUGUCGUGGAAAACAGCUUUGGCAUCUUAUCGGCGCGGUGGAGGAUUUUUCACUCCUGUAUUGAUGCAGAUGAAGACUUGAUUACACUAAUCAUUCACGCAUCUGUGAUUCUGCAUAAUUUUUUGAUGGAAAAGUGCGACUGGAAUGGAAUUACUGCUGAUCGCGACACGGCAGAAGGGUUAAUUCCUGGGAAUUGGAGAACUUCGACCCCCGAAGAUUCAAUUUCGAAGUGUGUCAAAUCUUGGGAGCAAUAA
Messenger RNA from Folsomia candida, 579 nucleotides. RefSeq lists its product as uncharacterized. The record is from RefSeq and is a predicted model, not a curated record. Bases 1 to 579 code for a protein of 192 amino acids. NCBI's taxonomy places the organism in Eukaryota, Metazoa, Arthropoda, Collembola, Entomobryomorpha, Isotomidae. The transcript has a single exon.